This is a messenger RNA of Spinacia oleracea (spinach), 1399 nucleotides long. Its product is annotated as cytosolic sulfotransferase 5. Gene Ontology annotation, molecular function: sulfotransferase activity. Lineage: Eukaryota; Viridiplantae; Streptophyta; Magnoliopsida; Caryophyllales; Amaranthaceae. The coding region runs from base 16 to 1185 and encodes 389 amino acids. The record is from RefSeq and is a predicted model, not a curated record. The transcript has 2 exons.
UGUCAUGCCAUCAUUAUGACAUGCCUUAAAGGUCGCAUGCUGCGACCUUUAUCAUUUUCGUUAUAUAUAUAUGGACAUAUAUACAACUUAACAAAUGCAAUCUACGUUAGAAAACACAUGGCUGAACCAUCAGCAAUGAAUCAAAAUGGUACUACCACAAAAUUAAACCAAAGAGAUGAAACAUCUUUAGUGAAUGAAGAAGUAGAAGUUGAGCAUCUUAAACAAUGUCUUCCAAAGACAACAUGGAUGGGUAGUAAGCAAAACCUACUCAUUAAAAUUCAAGACUUUUGGUAUUUAACCAAUUUCUCUAACAUCCUUACUUUCCAAACACAUUUCCUUGCUCAAGACACCGAUCUUAUAGUGGCUAGCUUUCCGAAAACCGGCACCACUUGGUUGAAAUCGCUACUGUUUUCUAUUACUAAUCGGUUUGUAAACCCCCCUAAUAAAACACCUUUGCUUACCAACAAUCCACAUGAACUUGUGUGUGAUUUAGAGACCGCUAUCUAUGGUGGAAACACCGGGAACUCUAAGCUACCGCACCCUAACCAACUUAACGAACUCCCUUCACCUCGGCUUUUCAGUUCACACUUGCCUUACUCGUCCCUUCCUGAAUCUGUGAAGGUUUCUUCUUGUAAGAUCUUGUAUAUUUGUCGAAAUCCCUUAGACACGCUUGUGUCGCACUGGCUUUUCUUUCCAAAGCUGAUAAAGAAGAUAACAGGAGACGAAAAUUUCCAACCCUCAAACAUUGAAGAUUUCUUUGAAGACUUUUGCCAAGGUGAGGUUAUAUAUGGGCCGUUUUUCGAGCACGUAGUUGGAUACUGGAAGCAAAGCUUAGAGCAGCCUAACAAGGUGUUGUUUUUUAAGUACGAGGAUUUAAAAGAGAAUCCUAGUGCUCACGUAAAGAAGUUGGCGGAAUUUGUUGGUAUGCCAUUUUCUACGCAAGAGGAAAAUGAAGGAGUUAUUGAAGAAAUAAUAGAUUUGUGUAGUAUCAAUACUCUUAAAGACCUCGAGGUUAAUAAGAGUGGUUCUCUUAGCCAUUUCUUUGAAAAUAAGACAUUUUUUAGGGAUGGAGAGGUCGGAGGGUGGACUCGUUAUUUGACUGAUUCCAUGGCGGAGAAGAUGAACGAAUUGAUUGAACAAAAACUUGGAGGUUCGGGAUUGUCCUUUAAAUUGAAGCCCCUAUAAAUCAAUGAGUGUUAUGUAUUAUACGUAAGAUUAUUGAAAGUGAUUAUAAAUCAAUGUGUGUUAUGUAUUGUACGUAAGAUUGUUUUUUUUUUCUUUUUCCAAAAGGGGAGUACAUCCAUGAGUGUUAUGUAUUGUACGCAAGAUUAUUGAAAGUAAUUUUUUUUUUUUGAGGGAUAUUGAAAGUAAUUAUAAAUCAAUGAGUGUUAUGAAUUAA